AAGAACAUGUUUAUAUUAAUAAAUUUUAUAUCUAAUGCACUAUUUUAGAGGGUCAACGAAAGGCAUUAUUUGAAGAUUGCGAAGACGAAAGAAAAAGUAAUUCAGAUGAUAUAAUAAAAUUAAAAAAAGAUUUAUCUGAACUGACUGUAUCCCUUCAUGAAAAUACAAAUACGUCUGCUUAUUACAGAAAUAAACAACAAAACAGACUUAUUGAAAAAAUUAUAGGACCGUUAGAGGAAAAAAAUUGCACACAAGUUGAGGAUUUGUUGGAUUUACAAAUAAUUGAUAGAUCAAAGCAAUUGGACCUAUUACGUUACGAAAUUAAAGAGAGAAAAAAGAAGCUAGCCAAGAUAGGGGAGCAAUUUAAAGCUUUAAACACCAAAGUUGAUAUUAGACUUUUGAAGGAAAAAGUAGAUUUGCCAGUAAAAAAGUCAACUUGUGAGUUACAUAAUAAUAUCCAUGCAGUUGAUCUUCAAAUUCGAGAAGCAGGCCAUAUAAGAAUGAAGUACAUGGAAAUUAGAAAAUCAUUAAAAGAUGAUUCAGCUAAAUUUGAAAGCAGCAUUGAAAAAUUAAACAAGGAAAUUAAUCAACAAAAAAAUAAUAUAAAUAAAUUGCAAAAGAUAUUAAAUGAAGCGAUCAAAAUGAAAACUUCAGCAAGAAAGAAGUUGCACCAAGAAGAAAAAAUAAUCGCCUCCUAUGCUUAUCAACGUGAAAAAGAAGUUAUGGAGGGCAAAAAACUUAUAAAUGAUAACAAGCAAGAAUUGGAAAAGCUGGAAAAAAGAAUCUAUCAGGGUGGGAAAUUGCUGGCUAGGCCAGAACCUGAAAAUGUCGAAGAGGGAGUUCAAGAGGAGGAAAAACCGGAAACUCCUCCACAUCAAUGCAAGGCACUAGCGCAAGAUUUUGAAAUUCUUAACGCUGCAACCGGAAGUACUUCUAUAGAAGAAGUUUUACAUAGGUUUAGAUCGCAAAAAGAAACCAAUGACAGACUAAUGAUGCUACGCGUACAAUCAGAAAAUGAUAAAAGGAGAUUGGAAAGGCAAAAGGCAGCAUUUGAUUCUCAAUUGGAAGCUUUUAGAUACGCUGAAGUUAAAGAUGCUGAAAGAAAAUCUUGUAAAUUGGAAGAAAUACAAGAACAAAUUAAAAGUGAACGUGAGAAAGAAAAGACAUUUAAAAAAUUGAUGGACAAAAAAUCUGAUGGCAUGAAGGUGGUAAUAUGCGGUUUGCGGUCACUAUUUUUUAAUAUGAAACCAGCGAAACCGCCCAAAGAAGACGAAGAUGCCUUAAUUAUUAUAGAAAACAUUAAACAAUACUUAGAGGAAAUUUUACAAAAUCAUAAAAAUGUUAAUGUUCCAAAAGUUAUGGAAAAACAAGAAAAUGUUCCAAUUGACGUUGACGAUGACAAAUGGUUGCCUACUCCAUAUACAAGUCUAGUUACAAGAACACCUAUUCCCCAACAAGGACCCUCACCAGCUCCUCCCCCACCUGGGGGUUCUGAAGAUGAGGAAGACGUUCCUUCCAGAUGUUACCUAAAACGUCAAGCUCAACUAGUGGUAGACGCAAAGACAAGAAGAAAAAAUUUAAGAGUGACCCUUGGAAAAACCAAAUAACCCAAUCUACAAUUAUUUUUACCGUUCGUAAUAUUUUAGUAAAAGGUUUUAAACAACAAUGAAAUCUUAGUAGUUACUUUAUUUAAAUUAACUUUAAAUAUAAAAUACAAAUUUUGGCUGUUGGUAUGCAUUUAAAAUACAUGUUUUAAAAAUUUGUUUAUAACUUAAAAUAAUUAUGUUAAGUAAAUAUAUAUACAAAUCUACAUUUUUAGACGAUGUUAUUGUAUUUAAUAAAAGAACAAUGAACUAUAGUCCAGGAAUAUUUCGAUGAUAUAACAACAUAUGAAAUAAAAUAAAUCAGUCUCAUUAAGCUAAGAAAUUGGCUACAUAUAACAAAAUAAUGGAACUAAAUCUACAAUAAUAAAGUCAAUUACAUUGAAAUAAAAUUGUUAAAAAAUAAAAUUAUUAUUUUUCUUAUUUAAUUAAUAUGCCUGUAAUUAAUGUGCCUUAACACAAAUUAGAAAAAAAUAGAAUAUAAUGUUUAGAAUAAACAAAUUUAAAAUUAAUUAAUAAAUAAGGCCACAUUUGUACCCUGUGUGCAAUAAAAUUAAUAAAGAAAAAUAACAAUUUUAUUUUUAAUUUAUUCAAUAUACAUUCGAACUUUGAUAACUAAAAUUAUUGAUAACUCGAAUUAAAUUGGUUGGCAAUAACGUCAAGAGUAAGAAUUAUGUGCAAUUUAAUAACUCUUGAUAACUCAAAGUUUUUUUGUAGAGUCAUGGUUCGAGUUAUCAAAGUUUGACUGUACUUAAUUAUGACAUAUCUACACAUUAAAAAAUAAUAUUUGUAUAAUGGUAAAAAGAAAAUAAAGGGUAUACAUAAGAAAAUGUUAAAAAAGCUAAAAAUACAAGAAAAAAUAGUCUAAACAAAAUAUUUAUUUAAAUUAUUUUUCUUUGCUUAGAUCACAAAUUUAAAUUUUAAAUAUUUUUUAUUUCAGAUAAUUUUAAUUCAUUAAAACAAUAAUAAAAAUUAAAAAUUCCAACAUUAAUACGCGCAACAAUAGAAUUUGUAUAAGUAAUUAAUUCAAGAAAGGCAAUUAUUUCACAAAAAUACUCAAGCCACAUUGUAUUAAAUAUUACUUAUUUUAAUAUUAAAAUAGUGGCAGUGACUUUAAUUUGGCAGUUUUAUUUGUUUUUCAUUUGGAAUUUAUUUGUUAUUCAAGAUGUUAGUAUAACAUAGUUUUUUUACAGUAUGAUAAAAAAUGGAAGACAACCACUUCAGUAUUUUGUUGGGCACAUAAUAAAUAAUUUAUUUAUAUCAUUUUAAAAAAGUUGACAAAUAUUUAUACAUGGACACCUUUCACUUGUUUUGCCAACAAUUAUUUUUAAUUUUAAUUAAUAAACAAGUUACAUUUGCAAAAAGUAUCCUUUUUUUAAAUACGUUAAAUAUCAAAUAAAAUUGGCUUUAAAUUUUUUGCGGUAGUUAAAUAAAAUAUUGAGAUUUCACUCACGUGUCACCGCACGAGCUUAAGAAACUCCAUGUUAAGAAAUCUCUUUCUUACACUAGUCGCACAAUGCACUAUUAUUCAACACCUGCAAGAAAUAUGUAACUUUGUGACCCUUUUGAGGGUGGGCGAAAUAAUAAAUUUCCUAAUUGUUCAUUUCUUAACUUGAACUUGUGGGCGAAAUAGCCAAUGAAGUAAACUUAGCUUUAAAUUAAAAAUAUGUCUGACAAAAGUCAAAUGUAAGAUAAAGUAUUAAAUAAAAUUGGCUAUUAAUUCCUUGCGCCAAAAUUGUUUCUGUUCUUUACUUGUUCAUAAUUCGUAAUAUUGGUCGAAAAAGGAGAAUCCAUUCGCGUGGCUAACUUUACGAUCAAGGAAUCUUCUCUUUCUCGCACUAGUCACAAUAAACCAUUUCCUAAUGUGAUAAACCUAUAAACAUUAAUUUUAGUAUAAUAAUUGAGGAGCAGACUUCCAAAAUACUUUCAACUUUUAAGAAAAAUAUGGCUUUCUGUUCUUGAAACUAAGGCGAAUUUUUUAACGGUACCCUUUACAUUCUGAACGCGUCUAGUCCUGUAAAUGUAAAUCUUCGGUUAAAGGGGCCCUGGACAUUCAAAGUGCAUUUGGUCCUAUACACAUAAACUACCAAAACGCGUUUUGUACUUUUCUAGGCCAGUGUUGCCAGAUAACACCGUGCAAUAAAAUCACCAGGAAAGUAAAACCUUUAUUCUGAAAGUGGAGAAGUACGUAAAUUAGGGGUGGAGUGGACAGCUGUUUACAAUUUAAAAGCAGCUUUGACGUCUUAAAAUAAAAUUUAUGGCAUCAGCAAAGCAAAUCAAUUAAAAGGACAUGAAGUCUCCGUUAUUUCCAAAAAAACUGAGUUUUCUAUGCUUCAGACAAUCAAAGAGCAUUUAGGUUCCUUCCUUUUGCAGAUUUCUGAAAUUCUUAAUGGAUAAAUAUUUUUAAGGGUGAGUUAUUAUUACAGGACUUUUUUUAAUUUAAUGGCUUCUUUAAUUCUGCUCGAAAUAUAUCAGUUACUUUACACGAGACUUUUGUGUUUCCUGAAAAUAAUGCAAUUUGCACAAAACGCAUUUUGGAAGUGUGCUGCUCAAUAAUCGUAUUAGGUUUAAUUAAGGGCCCAAAACAACACACUGAAAAGUUUGUAUAUCAUUUUUAUCUUCCUGUAUUUUAGUUUGAUAAAUUACAAAUAUUUUUUUUAGUAGAGUAAGGAACUAGACACAGAAACAACCAAUCAUUUUUCACCUUAAGGCAAGGUCCUUAUUUAAAUAUAUGAAUCCUAAUUGGAUUUAAAAUUAUUAACACAUUACUUUGGUGGUUUGAUCUAAUACUAUACAGUAGAAAAUUGUAUAUAUUGUUCUCAUACCUUUAAUGGACAGUAAGUCACAAUGGUAAAUAAAUAAAACCAAAAUAUGCCUAAAAUUAUUUGUAUGGGGCAGUUAUAUUGUAUCCUUACCUUAUAAAAGUUUAAAGAAAACCUAAACAAUCAAAGGCAAAUGUUUAUUGAGUACAGUCUGCAUCCAAAAAUAUCGUUUGCAUCUAUUUAAUAAGUGUUCAGUGUAAAAAUAUUGUGAUUAUUAUGUCAAUUAUUUUGCGAAACAAAAAUUCAUUCAGUCAUUGUGUCCGCCGCAACAAAUUCUAGGCAGUAUGUUUAGCGCACAAUGUUAUAAAUAGAAAAAAUAAUGAUAGGCAACGCUUUAGUAUCAGCAUUCACAAGGUCUAAUUGAUGGAUGGGAGGGAAGGUCAUUCAGGUCAUCCCGUUGGAGGGACCCUCCCACUCUAUCAGACACUCCAUUUUACCCGCGGGUCCUAUCCGUUUUGCCUUGACCAAGAACCGCUCGCCAGCCGCAAUCCGGUUAGCCGCGCCGAAAUAAAUGUUUACAGACGACUUUAGAUCAUCCAUUGAUAUGUCGGGUUCCUGUUUAACCGGACUAGGUUUGGGUGUAGGAGGAUCGAUCGAUUUCU
Molecule: messenger RNA, 5025 nt
Organism: Brassicogethes aeneus
Lineage: Eukaryota; Metazoa; Arthropoda; Insecta; Coleoptera; Nitidulidae
Source: the annotation of a GenBank genome assembly